AAAAAUGAAGGUUUUCAGGUGGUCUGAAUUAUGUUUAGAAGUCAACUCUUCUACGACCGGCUCGAGGGAGUGUCUUCAUGUACUCCGCCUAGUGAGAGUGCAGAACAUGUGUAGACAGACAGGAACAACUCCCACAUGUCACACAGCCUCAAUUACAGUAGCAUGCUCUUAUCUGGGCUAUACUUGAAAACAUAGUCACAUGGUUUGAAAAGAAAAAAAGGCAAGAAGGAGGAGGAAGUUAGGACCGGAUAGCAGCAUGCUUACCUGGCAGAGUUUUAGUCUCAUGAAUUUACCUGACACUUCUGUGCUCUUGGGCACCUGUUGGAGGAACUGACUUGGCCAGUGCGGCCCACGUAAAGGACAUGACCCAGAACGGCACUGUAGCCGGCAAUGGCACUCAAGCUGAUGCACUCAAAAUCGUGAUCGUUGGAGAUGGAGGUUGUGGAAAGACAUCCCUGCUUAUGGUGUACGCCAAAGGAGAUUUCCCUGAGAAAUACGCUCCAUCUGUGUUCGACAAAUAUGUCACCACUGUGUCUUAUGGAGGAAAAGACAUUCAAUUGAAUCUCUAUGAUACAGCAGGCCAGGAGGACUAUGAUCGCUUGAGGCCUCUGUCGUAUCAAGAAGUAAACCUUGUUAUCAUCUGCUACGAUGUGACCAAUCCAACAUCGUUCGACAAUGUCACAAUAAAGUGGUAUCCAGAGGUCCAUCAUUUCUGCCAUGAUGUCCCCAUUAUCUUGAUAGGUUGCAAAACGGACCUGCGAAAAGACAAGGAGAAGACCAGGAAGCUCAAAGCCUUAGAUAUGGCGCCCAUCACCUACCUCCAGGGUGAACAGGUCCAGAAGCAAUUGAACGCUGAAGUAUACCUGGAGUGUUCGGCUAAAUAUAGAGAAAACGUAGAGGACAUUUUCAAAGAAGCGACCAAGCGAGCGCUAGCGGCCAGGGCUAAAGCAAGACACCUCCAGAAGAAGAGGAAUCGCUGUGCCAUCCUGUGACCAUUCCUUGAAGAAAUUGAUUUCGUUCAAGUUUUGUACAUAUGAACUAUGAUAUAUUCUAAACAUUCUGGAACCACCUGCAAAGCUUCUCAGGAUUGUUUAAGUUUCCUCAAAGGAAUAUUUUUUUGGGACAUUGUCUUCCGGUCCGUGCCACAUCUUCCAACUGAUGAUAUGACUUAAUGGAAAUUGGUCGUGGAAGAUGGAUAAACUGCUGCUGAUGUUUUAGGGAUGACAGUACAUCUCAUAGGUUCACAUUGGAAGUUUGCUUACAGUCUGUUGUGCAAUAUUGUGUUGUAUAAUAUUACUGUACUGUUGUAAUGCACAACCGACUCAAGUAACUGUCAUUAUAAUGCACUUGGGUGUAACAUGUUUCUAUUGCGUAAUUCAUGUUAUCUGCAGUUGAAGUUUAAAACUUACAGUAUUUUUCUUUCUGGUGUGAACGGGCCUUAAAGUCCCCAUGGAAUCAAAAUGGAAGUUUUUUGGCCUUUAGAAAGAUGUUCGCUUUAGUGUUAUCUAUAGCUGUUAUCUGUGCUUCAAAAUCAAUACUUACAGUCUCUCACUUUCGCAAAUAUGGAUCAAUGAUUUUGAUGACAUCACUUUGCACUUCAACUUCUCAUCAGAUUUUCUGUCCAAUGAAAUGCUCUCAAGAAUCCAUAGUGUCCCGCCCCGUACAUUUUAAAUAAACUUGGUCAAUUGUUCACACACUUACUAUUUUCUACAUGCUGAAUGGCACAUAUAGGGGAUAGGGAACGGUUUAGACAGUGUAAAUAUGCUUUCCAAUGGGACAAAAGAAGUCUGGUUUCACGAAUGAAACUCCGCAGCUCCGGUCCAGAGACGCCAUGCCACAGAGCGGAUCUUACUGUAGGCCCACCAUUUUAACUGGAAUCACACUUUUUGUUUAUUUCAGUACAUGGAUUAUUUACUAUCUUUAAGUUGAUAAGAUCGAACAUAGAUGCCAGAAAGUGUUGAAUCAUUUAUGUGGUAACAUUUUGUCUGUUACACCCUGUGUGUAGAUUGCACAAAUAAACCUGUGUUUUAAGUUA
Messenger RNA from Pimephales promelas (fathead minnow), 2035 nucleotides. RefSeq names its product ras homolog family member F (gene rhof). Lineage: Eukaryota; Metazoa; Chordata; Actinopteri; Cypriniformes; Leuciscidae. The record is from RefSeq and is a predicted model, not a curated record. Gene Ontology annotation, molecular function: GTPase activity; GTP binding. Gene Ontology annotation, biological process: small GTPase-mediated signal transduction.